Messenger RNA from Dovyalis caffra, 966 nucleotides. Lineage: Eukaryota; Viridiplantae; Streptophyta; Magnoliopsida; Malpighiales; Salicaceae. The record is from the annotation of a GenBank genome assembly.
AUGGUACUUGUUUUCUCCGCAUCCUCUAUAGUUCUAUCCUCACACAUUAACCAAUUUAAAUUACAUGAUUUGGUCUUCCAAAAAAAUUUUCUAUCAAAUCCAAGCCUUUCCGUUGUUGAUUGCAAAUUUUCGAGGGGUAUAAGAAAGAGUGUAUGUAAUGUUUUUAGAAAUAAAUCACCAAGAAUUCGAAGGUUUACUGCAAGACAUGCCGCAGACCCUAACAGUCAGACAUUUAAUGAUGUAUCUUUUAAUUGGGAUGAUGAAGAGCAAGAAGACACUCAAGACAUGGGAUCUCCGUGGGAAGGUGCCAUUAUUUACAAGAGAAACUCUUCUAUUUCACAUGUCGAGUACUGUACAACUUUGGAACGGCUUGGGUUAGGAAAACUUUCAACUGAGAUUUCAAAAUCAAGGGCUUCGGUAAUGGGAUUACGUGUAACGAAGGUUGUAAAGGAUUACCCAUUUGGAACUCCUGUUCAGAUCUCCAUUGAUGUGACAAAGAAGAAGAAAAGGUUGAGGCUUGAUGGGAUCAUCAAAACUGUCAUCACUCUUGGUUGCUAUAGGUGUGGAGAGCCAGUUGCCGAGGGCAUUUUCUCCAACUUCUCUCUUUUACUAUCUGAAGAACCCAUUGCAGAACCAGAGAUUAUUAAUGUGGGAACAAUAUUUGGUAAUAAUAAAUUCAAAUCUUCAAUUGGCAAGGAAGAAGACGAUGAUGAAGCUUCAAUCGAUUGGGAUGAUCGGUUGCACUUUCCUCCUGACAAUAAGGAAAUUGACAUAUCAAAGCCCAUCAGAGAUAUGGUGCACGUAGAAAUUACUAUUGAUGCUAUAUGCGAUCCAAGGUGCAAAGGUUUAUGCCUCGACUGUGGUACAAACUUGAACAAAAGCAGUUGUAACUGUAGAAAAGAGGAGAAAGGGAGAGGUUCCGGCCCUCUUAAAGAUCUGAAAAAACAAAUGCAGUCAAAAUCUUAG